AUGGAUGCAGAAGAUGCUGAUUAUUUGUGCACCCCAGAGGAAAAUGUUUACAAGAUAGACUUCACCAGGUUCAAAAUCCGGGACAUGGAAUCUGGCACGGUCUUGUUUGAAAUCACCAAGCCAGCAGCUUCAGACGACUGUGACGGAGCUUUGCUUUGCGCUUUUCCAGAACGUGAACACAACGACAAGAAGGACAUCGACCCCAACGCUGGACGCUUUGUGCGCUACCAGUUCACCCCGGCUUUUCUUAGACUGCGGCAAGUGGGAGCCACGGUGGAAUUCACAGUAGGGGACAAACCCAUUAAUAACUUCCGCAUGAUUGAGAGGCACUACUUCCGCGAUCAGUUGCUGAAGAGUUUUGAUUUUGAAUUUGGGUUCUGCAUCCCCAGCAGUAAAAAUACCUGUGAGCACAUCUAUGAGUUCCCCCAGCUCUCGGAGGAUCUCAUUCGAGAGAUGAUCCUUCAUCCCUACGAGACACAGUCGGACAGUUUCUACUUUGUAGACAACAAGCUCGUGAUGCACAACAAGGCAGAUUAUUCCUACAGCGGAGGACCUUGAGCACAGGCUGGACAGCCAACCUGCGCUGGCCUUCCCUUUCCCACCCAAGCCGUCAGGGAUACCAGCACCUUCUGUUCAGUUGCCCACAGCGUCAACUGGACAAGGAUCCACAAACCAAGGACUCUUUGCCACAGUAGGAGUUUCAUGACUAAAUUUGCCAGUCUCGUCUCUUUUUUGAGCUUUGAAGCAGGCCCGGUUCUUCGGAACUUUGAGCGGUUCCACAACGGUAAAUGGUCUUUGGAUACCACUUCCCUAAGUUCUUUAAGAGUCUGCUUUGAAAAUGGCCUUGUGGGACCUUGGGAGAUUUGGCCCCAAUUCUGUGGAUUUGUGUUCUUGCCCUCAAGUAUCUUUUAGGACGUGACCAUGGAAGCUGAUGGAUGCAAAUGCAGAGAUUUUGUUUGUUUGUUUCCCUUUGCGGAUGCUUCCAAGGCAUGACCAAUUUAACCUGUACAUCCCGUUGAAAAUGUCGAGCAUAACAUCUUACAAUAGCAAGUUUCAUCUUUAGAUCAGUUCUCCAAAUAAGUAUCUCAUCCUUUAGUGUUGUUCCUUCUACGUAAUACCCUGUUUAAUUGUGGAAACACUGAAACUUGUGGCGAAGGCAGUAAUUCAGUGACAGAGCUGUUUUUAGUCGGGUACCGUCCUUUUACAUUUCAGAUGAAGGCAAAAUAGCACUGAGGGUCCAUGAGCCUCCAUCAGCAUUUUCCGUUAAUUUCAAUUUUUGCAAACUGAUUGCAGAAUAAUCAGGAAAAAUUGAAGGAUUUUAGCUUUAUUUAAUACUUUCACAUAGCUAAUAUUCAGCCUAUUCAUGCUAUAUGUUUUCUGUGUCUAUUUUAUUUCAUCUCUGCUUAAUACUGAGAUAAGGGCUUCAGCACCGCUUGUUAGAGCGACACUUUCUUUUGUCUAGGGCAGUUGGAGAGCGUGGGAUUUCCAAUUUUCCACUUGCAUCUGAAUUUGAAGAAUGUUAUGACAGUGUUUUCCCUUUGUUAAAAAUAUUUCGCAUCGGAUAUUAAUACAGGUGGAAGAGUAAGUCUAAUAAUGUGGGACUUGAAGUCACAGCAAAAAUUUAGCAAAAGCUCUCUCUUUAGCAAAAGCCUGUAAGAAGUUUAAGACCAAUUUUGCCCAAGUUCCUCAGUGUUUGCUGCUUAGAAGGAUAGAUGGGCAGAGAAGCAGCAGCCUCAAAAGAGCAGAAAUUAAUGUAUGCAAAACAAAGCCUGAGAAGGGGUGGCCUGUUGUCAUGAAACCCUUACUCUAAAGGUCAGUUCACUGAUACUUUAAAAAACAUAAAAGGCAGUUGCGGUUUGUAGAUAUUUCUAUAAAUACUUGAUGUCUCCAUGUCUAAUUCUGUGAGUUUAAGUGGAACAUUAUAUGUUAGCCUCAGAUAGGUGUGAUUGUAAUACUUUUUAUAAAAUCCCAUGUCCCGUCGUGAUUAACAUCUUCCUAGUCACAGCCUGAGUCAAACAGAACUACAAAUGGUUCCAACCGUAGCCGUCUGCCUGAGAACAGGGAGGGUUUUGUGCUUUUCUUGGGGUUGUGAUCGCUAUUAAAUGUGUUACCAUUUGUACUUGGCUUGGCUUGCUCUACUUCCGAAAGAGGAUUCAGUUUUCUAAGGAAAAUGCAGUGAGUUUAGGUUACAGCACAGAAUUUUUUUUAUUAAGAUUGAUAGCUAAGAAAGUACCUAAAGUUCACUGGUUUUACACAACUAGUAUCUUGUAGUAAUUAUUAUCACAACGAGACUUGUAUUUUUCACUGUUUUUUGUCUCUAGUGUAUUAAAUCAUACAAUUAGCCCACGGCUGAACUACCUGUUCCAGAGUUACAAUGAAUUUCCUCAUUAUCUGUCCGAUGCUUUGAGCUACUGAUCAUGAAGUUUUAUAGCACAAUAAUUACUAAAGGUGGAAAUAGUUUCCAAAAGUCUAGGUCUGGCCUCUGUGUCCCCCCCCUCCCUUCUUUUUUUUUUUCAUCAGAGCUGUUAAACCAUCUAUAUAUUCAGUGACAUUUUGCAAGUUUAAGUAUUUAUGAAUUUUGUUGCUUCUCUUGAAGGAGAAAAUACACCGAUUUGAAGGCAGAAGAGUGUGUGUAUUUAUCACUAGCACCUUAUACAGGGAUUUUUUUUUUUUUUUUGAGUAUUUUUAAACUCUCACCUGCUGUUUAUAAUAAUGAUUUCUGUGCAUAAGAUUUUUAAAAGACUUCUAGCCGUGGUGCUUGCCCAGGAUUGUCAGUAGCACAUUCCAAACAGAAAUACACAUCUGGGUAUGUUGUGGUGGGACCGGUUGUACUUCGGUAUGGAAUUUUGUCCAUCUUGAGUCGUGGGACUGAGUUUCCCCUCCAUUUAUCAUAUCAUUGUCUGCUGAGCUGACAUAGUCAUGUUCUGCUCAUUUAUUUAUUUUUUUCUUUAAUGCUACCUCCUUUUAAGAGUUUGGACUGCAAAACCAAAAGUAUUUCCAUAAAAAUAUUACUGUAAUCAAUGCAAAUUGAGUGGAAGACGUGCCCAUUUAAAAGAGAACCUUGAGAAAGUGACCUUGUUCCCAACAGUGGGGUGUGUUGUUGAGUGGACUUUCUGACACUCUGCAUUUUGUGGCAGUUUUGAGGUUAAGCGUAAGAGGACAAACUAUCCCCUCCUGAUCUCUUGAAUUCUAACUGUUCUGAUAAUUUGGGUUCUAUGGGUAAUCACUUCAGCUGACAGAAAACUUACUGUGAAUCAUAGAGGAGAUAGUUUAUUGAUUGAAUUUGUUGUCUUCUGUUAUUAGGAAUACUUUAAAACAGAAAGAAAAAAAAAUUGACGUUUUCAACAAAAUAAGUGUCAAGAUAUUUUAGCUUUAGCUUAUCAGUUUGAGGAUUAUUUUUUUUUUUUAGAUGUCCCCACAGUUUUGCCACAAAUAACAAAAUAGUUCUUGUAUGUUGUUCUUUGCUCCCAUUUAAAAAAACCCUCAUUUUAAUUAGCACUACAGCUCUGUUUUAAUGAGCCAGUCUGGAAAUUUGUGAUCUGACUUUCUGAAAGUGAAAGAAAAUACCUAAGAGCUAACCAAGAUUAUCUGCUAAUAAUGACCAGCUGUUUCCCAUCAUAAGACAGGAUUAUCUGUGUGCUUUACAGGGUGAAUUAAGCUUGGAAAAAGAAACUAAGUCUCUGUGAGUGCUAAUAGUGACAUAAUUUUUAUGAGAUUCAAGGAAAUUAUAACUCAACACAUUCUUUCACUUAUUUGGUCUUGUAUUCCUUUAAACUUAACUUUUUUUUUAAAGAAAAACAACAGUAAUGCAUUUGUGGCUGUCAUGCUGCAUAAUAAUUCAUGGGCUUUGGUGGCAGAAAGAGACUAACUUAUUUUUGAAAUUAACAUAUCAAGGAUAAGAAUGGUUUAAAUUCUAGAAACUUUGUUCUCAGAUCAGUGAAAAAAGCUAAAAUUGUUUCUGUGAAUGUGUCCUUUAUGUGGGGACAUUUAUGAAAUAACCGAAUAAUCCACUCUGCUGACUCGGAAGAAUUUUUUUAUUUUUAUGUAGGAGGUCAGCACAAGGUUUGAAAGCAACGUGUUGGGGUUUAGUUCUUGCUCAUCAUCUCUCUCUAUGGCUCAUUUUUGAGCAGGUCCAUCAUGCAGCUCUGUUUGCCACUGCUGCCAAGUUCCAAACUCCUUCAAUUUGAGCAAAAGGACUAUUAAAGUUCAUUGAGAAAUAGUGCUACAUGUUGACCUGUAAAAAAACUAAAUUCCAAUCUUCGUGACAAAAAUUAAAGGGGACUCCUGUUCGUGCAAAGAUUAUUUGGGGGCUAUUUGAGGGAAGAAAUGCUAAUAUCCAACUCUCCUACUUGGUAAGUAUUAUAAAAAUGUUAUAUUAACUAUUCAUAACCUGGAGAAAAUAUGCUUAACAGCUCAAUUUUAAUGAGAUCUGGUUAGGAAUGAAACUAUAGAGAUUAUUGCUGUCCCUUAUUGGGUGUGCGUUGGGGGGAGAGCAACUGGAACAUUGCACGAAAGCCAGACAGGUUUGGAGGCAGUGACUCUAGUGGUACAAAUUAUCUUGGGGAAAAAAUGAGGGAGAGGGACAAGGACAGGAAAAGAGUUAAUUUCAGCUAAUUGGAACCAAGAACUUUAAGUGAAUGCUUUUUUCUCUUGCUUUUGAGGUAGCUGGCACCUUCUGUUCACAGCUCUUUCCUAUUCCCCCCAGCACAAGCACUACCUAAGUUUGUACAACUGCUCCGAUAUUAGUCAGAUACUAAAUCUCAGUGACAGCUCCUAUCACUUUCUGAACUUGGAAAUGUGUUAGAGGAGCAGUGAUGCAGCUCAGCUGUUUCCUAAACCACAGGACAGGCUGACCGAGCGGGUGACGUUGUGUGUCUGUGUCCCUGUCCCCAGGCUGUAGCUAAUGCCUCCCUGGGAUCACUGUCAAUGCCUGCUGCCACCUCUGCUUCUGUCUUAACUGGCACUGAGAAAACCUGUUUGAAUGUGACAUUGACUUUUUUUUUUUUUUUUUUU
Messenger RNA from Calidris pugnax (ruff), 5013 nucleotides. RefSeq names its product unc-119 lipid binding chaperone (gene UNC119). Lineage: Eukaryota; Metazoa; Chordata; Aves; Charadriiformes; Scolopacidae. The coding region runs from base 1 to 558 and encodes 185 amino acids. Gene Ontology annotation, molecular function: lipid binding. The transcript has 5 exons. Gene Ontology annotation, cellular component: spindle midzone; spindle pole; intercellular bridge. Gene Ontology annotation, biological process: negative regulation of clathrin-dependent endocytosis; visual perception; mitotic cytokinesis. The record is from RefSeq and is a predicted model, not a curated record.